Molecule: messenger RNA, 1122 nt
Organism: Neospora caninum
Lineage: Eukaryota; Apicomplexa; Conoidasida; Eucoccidiorida; Sarcocystidae
Product: SRS domain-containing protein
Exons: 1
Coding region: 1-1122 (373 amino acids)
Cellular component (GO): membrane
Source: RefSeq, a predicted model, not a curated record
AUGGCACAUUCUUCGGGCGUGAACCGCCCGGGUUCCGAUGUCUCCGGCUCGGUGUUGCAGGUUUCCCGGGGACUCGGAGUCCGAAUGGGGCUACGAGCGAUUUUAGUUUUUGUGAGCACGUUCCUGUUUUUAGACUUUCCACCAUUUUGCGGGUGCGUCCGAGCUCUGGCUGACGAACCAACAGACCCAGCCUGUGUGACUAACGAGGCCGUGACCAAGUGCACUAGCACAAAAACUGACGCGAGAGACAAGGCACUCACAGCAACUCUCUCUGAAAAAAAAAACAUCCUUGAAAUUGCUUGCAAGAAUCCUGAGCUGAAAUGCGCUCCCGAUGGCUUGGAGAGCAACGAGGUCUGCCCUUCAACCACAGCCAGCCUGAAGGAUUGCAAAAACGAAAACCGAGACAGCACCCCUACGCCAUUCGACAUCAACACCCUCCUCAGCGGUUCCCCAAAAGACGUGUCCUGGAGGAAUUGCGUGGAUGCGACGUGCACUACUAAGAAGCUAGAGAUCCCUCCUGAAAACUUUCCCUUUGUCGACCAAAAGUUCAUGGUCGGUUGCGUGAAAGGCGAUACAAACGAUACAAUGAAGGUGACAGUGACGCUGGAAGCGAGAGCAAGUGCGACGGAAGACCAAGCCGUCAAAUGUGCUUACGGAGUGAAUAGCAAUAAAGCCCACCAAACGGUCACACUGACUCCGGAGAAGAACAGCUUCACUCUGGCGUGUGGCGACCAGGGAGACAUUCUGCCGACAAAUUACAAAAAGGAGUACUGCGUGAGUGAAUCCGGGAACGAAGCCUCCGACUCCUGCACUGGGGCGUACAACGGCAUUUUCCCGAAUUACGAAGAGACAUGGUGGACGACAACCCCACACACCAACGAGUACAAGUUCACGAUUCCAGAAGGGCAAUUCCCGGCAGAGGAACAGAAGAUCACUGUUGGCUGUCAAAAGAAGGCCACUGCUGAGCCGGGAAAACAGAGGACGGAGAGCGAAGAAAAGGGUUCGAGUGUGUGCAGCGUUGACGUGACGGUUGUGGCAUCAGCAGCAUCAUCUGCCGCAUCGACAAGUGGAAUGGCCGUUAUGUUGUCGUUGGCAGCAUUGGUCUCCACACCUCUACUGUAG